Messenger RNA from Staurois parvus, 3885 nucleotides. NCBI's taxonomy places the organism in Eukaryota, Metazoa, Chordata, Amphibia, Anura, Ranidae. The record is from the annotation of a GenBank genome assembly.
AUGAACGGGCCUGUGAGCUGUACCGGGGAGGAGGCGGUGUGGGAGAGAGCAUGGAGCCUGGAGGAGAUCGGAAGGAGCAGUGACAGCUGGUCUCUGGGGGCCGAUGCUGGGCUCUUGAAUUUUCUCAAGGAAUUCUCCCAGCAAACUAUAUCAAGAACACAUGAGAUUGAGAAACAACUGGAUGGACUGGUCCGUGAAGUAAAGGCCACUGACUGCAGGCUACACAAUGUCUUUAAUGAUUUUCUUAUGCUGUCCAACACACAGUUCAUUGAAAAUAGAGUGUAUGAUGAAGAGGUUGAAGAACAUAUUGUAAAGUCUGAGCAAGGAGAGAAGCCUGAACAAGAAAAGACCAGAGAACAAAAGGAAGCGGAAUUGAUUCCAAAAAUUCAGGAAGCUGUGAAUUAUGGAUUACAAGUACUGGAAACGGCAUUUGAGCAGCUAGAUAUCAAAGCAGGAAAUUCUGAUUCUGAGGAUGAAGAAGUAAAUGAAAGAGUUGACCUUAUUCUGGAACCAAAGGAUCUCUACAUAGAUCGGCCACUACCUUAUUUAAUUGGAUCACAAUUGUUCAUGCAGCAAGAGGACGUUGGCCUUGGAGAUCUGUCAAGUGAAGAAGGCUCUGUAGAUAUUGACAGAGGAAGCAUCCUAGACAGUGAAGAAGAGGAGGAGGAAGAAGAAGAAGAAAAAGAUAAUGAAGAGGAGUCCGAUGAGGAUUUUGGCAACAACUCUGAAGAGGAUAAGAAAUUGCGUACAGCCCUGAGUGAUGAGGAUGAAGAUAAUGGAUCAGAUCUGUUUGGAGAAUCAGACAAAGAAGAUGAGGAGGAGAAUGAUAAAUCUGCAAAGACUAGAACUAAAUCUUUUGCUGAUGAAUUGGCUGCCCGGAUACAAGCAGAGAUUCCAAAAAGACUAGAGACAGAUGAGUCAUUUAUAUCAUCAUCAUCAUCAGAAGUCAAAACAAAGAAAGAAAAAGAGAAAAAAGAAUUUAGAAAACUUCCUUCUGAUGAUGAAGAUGAUGACAUGUUCAAACCACCCAAACUUACUGAUGAAGACUUCUUUGGCAAUAAAGGAGGUCUCUUCAGUGGAGGAAAGGGGCUUUUUGAUGACGAUGAUGAUGAAGAGGGUGAUCUUUUCUCCGACCUCCAGACUAAAGAACGCAAGCCAGCAGAGCCAGCACCAGUCGCCAGACCUGAAACAUUGCCAUCUGAUGUGAAAAAGAAGCCACCAUACGGAGGGGUUUCUCUUUUCCCAGGGGGAGAGAAUGUGAUAAACCCCUCUAUCUUGGCAGACAAAGAUAAAAGAAAGAUUACUACUCCUACAGAGGUUUCUCCAAAGCCUGUGACAAACGCAAGCCUGUUUGAUGAUGACGAUGUAAUGUUUGGUGGAUCAGCUCCAGCCCAACCUGCAGCCAAAGCCAAAAACCAGCUGCUGAUUUAUUUGCUGAUGAUGACGACUUAUUUAAUGACCACCCUUCUAUGCCUCCUGCAACAGUUACCAAAAAAUAAAGUUGCUGCAGACCUGGACAAAAAAAAUAUACAGAUUCCUACAGAAAAACCUCAACCACCUGAACCUUCAAUCAAAAAGCUGGCCAAGGGUUUGUUCUCUGAUGAGGAUGAUUCAGAGUCAGAUUUAUUUUCUCCAAGUCAAACUGCCAGCAAACCUAAAGCAUCAACAUCAGUGGCACCAACAAGCAAGACCAGUAAAGCCUUGUCUCUCUUUGAUGAUGAAGAUGAAGAUUUAUUUGGUUCUGCACCAGAAAAUAAGCCAAUACCUGCCACUACUAAACCAGCUCAGCAGCCUGUAUUACCCACAGCCUCAGAAAACCAGAAGUCCGCUCUAUUCAACAGUGAUGAAGAGGAGCCAAUAAAAGUCCCUAAUGACACUAAACCAGUUGAGAAGACGAACUUAUUAGUUCCACCAAAAUCAAAAAAGGAGGAAAAAAAUGAGAAAAAAUCCAGCUUGUUUGAAGACAAAGAGGAAGAUGAUCUAUUUGCUAUUACAAAAGACAGCCAGAAGAAGCAUCAUCGAGUUUCUCUCUUGUUUGAGGACGAUGAAAACAGUCAAGAGCCUUUAUUUUCAACAGCAGGGAGCUCCAGUAAAUCCACAGGCCAAACUUUGGAACAAUCGAAGACCAUGAUUCCUGUAAAAAUAGAUGCAGAGAAGGUAUCUUUCUUUGAUGACAUAGAUAAAAAACCCGAGUCUAAGGCUCCCGUUCUAGCUUUUGAAGAUACAAUGCCCCCUGCAGUGCAAAAGAACGAUACGGUAAAAUCAGUUUCUGUGAAAGAGUCAGAUGAUUUGUUUGCAGAUACACCACCAACUCUUAAACAUACAAAGACUAAGAGCACCAAUGUGCUGAGUCUUUUUGGAGAGGAGGAUGAUGAGGAUCUGGAAGAUCAGCUUUCAACCAGUGUUUCUUCGAAGGAUUCUGAAACGGUCUCCACUGACAAAACCACACAGGCAAAGAGUACACGUGUGUUCCAAGAUGAGGAACUUCUCUUCAGUCAUGAGCUACAAAAAGAUAAUGAUCCGGAUGUAGACCUCUUUGCCAGUACUAGUAAGAAAUCUACUGAGAAACUAAGUGCUGCUAAACAACUGGAUGGAUUAGGAUUGUUUGGAGACGAGGAUGAAGAUGAUCUUUUUAGUGCUGUGAAGCCUUCGAAAGAAAAGAAAACCGUUCUCAAAAAUGACAGUUUGGAUCCGCCCAAAGAACCCAGCAGUUUGAACGUAAUAAAGAAGGCAACAAUAGUAAAAGCAGAAGGUGGAGAGGCAAAUUUGCACAUCAACCCAUCAGCAUUGUUACCUGGUGCAGUUCCUAAACUGUCUGGUGUGAGGCAUGUGAUUCCAGAUGCAGAUAUUUUAAGUUUACCUGUUGCAAAGAGCAGUCAAAGUUUGGAUGUUGGCAGAAAAAGUGUGGAAGGAGCAAGCUUUGAGAGCCCUGCACAGGUGGACACCCUUCAUAGUGCUAACAAGUCUCGUGCCAAGGUGGGUGGAAAAAGGAGACCUCCUACAAGAAUGGGCCGAAAACGAGCGUCUCAAGAUUCUGGUGAAGCUGAAGACCUUAGCGAUUCAUCAGCAAUAUCUCCCACACAAGAUACAUUAUCUGAAGCAGCACCUGCCGAGUCAAGCUGGCAACUAGAUAAAGAGGAGCCUAUUCCCAGCAUGAAGCUGUCAUUUUCUGAGAACGAUGUACAGUCCAGAACAAAACCAAAAGCUCCUGUAAAUCCACUCACCCCUGAUGUUAAUGAUUUGUUUGGUUCAGAUUUCUUUGGCAGUAGUUCAUUACCUGACCCAGUUACCUCCAGGCAGAAAGAAAAGCUUCCUGUGAAUGAAGCUUUGAACCAGCCGAGGGAAGAGGUUAAUAAACCUUCAGCUUCUGUCUUUGAUGCUGAUGGUAGCGAUGAUGAUCUCUUUAAAUCAGUGAAGGAACAACACAAGAAGACAUUCAAACCUACAUCUCUGCUACAUGAUGAGCCUGACGAUGAUCUCUUUGGAACACAGAAACCUCCAAAAAAAGUAGACGUUCAGCCUGUUCCACCCAAAGAAAUUAAGGCCAGAGCAGACCUAUUUGAGGAUGACAUAUUUGCAGCAGAAUCCAUUAAGCCAGUAAAGAAGCCUAAAGAGAAGAAAGCAGCGUCUGAAGCAAAUCUCUUUGAUGAUAAUUCCGAUAUUUUUGCUGAUUUAACACACAAACCUAAGGAGAAGAAAUCAAAAAAGAAAGUGGAGGCCAAGUCCAUAUUUGAUGAUGAUAUGGAUGAUAUAUUUUCAACCUCUGUCUCCAGCACAAAGAAAAGCAAACCAAAAGACAAGUCCACUCCUCCAACAUCUGAAACAAAGCAGGACACUAAAGUUUCCACCAAGUUUGACGAUCCAUUAAAUGUUCUUGGUAAAUGA